AUGGCAGACCUCCAAAUGGAGGACGCAGCACAAGAGACCGACAUCAGCAAAGGCCCAUCAUUCUCUGACGAGGAAAAGGAGAUUCUGGAACUCUACGACCAAGCCCAGAAACUGGAGCUGGAGCUUGCACUGGCCCGGGCCAGGGUACGCCUCGCUGAAGAGGCCGAGAAGGAAGGACAUCACGACGACGAGGGGGAAGAAGACAACCCAGACAAGAUCGCGGAAGCCAGAAGCCAGCUCCUCGAAGCCAUGUCGCUGUACAACCUCCGCAACGGCGUGGUGAACAACGUGCUCACCGCCAACCCGCUCCUCAAGGGCAUCCACGGCAGCACGUCGGCGUCGCCCAUCGAGCAGGACAUCCUGCCAUGGGUGCAGGCGCGCGACGGCGCGUCGCACGACGUCGCGAGGCAGUCGGCCGCGGCGCGGCGGGUCCUCGGCCAGCUGACCGAGGCCGAGAGCGAGGUGCUGCGCGCGUCCCGGCGCAACCGCGACCUGGCCGCCGAGGUCCUCCGUCUCGCGAGGGAGGCCGACCGCGGCAGGGCCGGCGCUGCCGCCGCCGCCGCCGAGGGAGGCGACCCGGCUGCCGAGGGGCAGAUCGCGGAGCUGGAGAAGAGGCUCGCCGCCAGCAGGCAGAAGUGGCGGGUCAUGAAGGGCACGGCCAGCGGCAUCGUCGCUGGGAGCGGGGUCGACUGGGCGGCCGAUCCGGUGCUGAGGGACGUGGUGCUCGACCCGGAGUAG
This is a messenger RNA of Diaporthe amygdali, 738 nucleotides long. RefSeq lists its product as uncharacterized. Gene Ontology annotation, cellular component: kinetochore. Lineage: Eukaryota; Fungi; Ascomycota; Sordariomycetes; Diaporthales; Diaporthaceae. The transcript has 2 exons. The coding region runs from base 1 to 738 and encodes 245 amino acids. Gene Ontology annotation, biological process: kinetochore assembly. The record is from RefSeq and is a predicted model, not a curated record.